This is a messenger RNA of Pichia membranifaciens NRRL Y-2026, 4124 nucleotides long. RefSeq lists its product as hypothetical. Gene Ontology annotation, molecular function: ATP binding; protein serine/threonine kinase activity. Gene Ontology annotation, biological process: peptidyl-serine phosphorylation; intracellular signal transduction. The transcript has a single exon. NCBI's taxonomy places the organism in Eukaryota, Fungi, Ascomycota, Pichiomycetes, Pichiales, Pichiaceae. The coding region runs from base 368 to 3976 and encodes 1202 amino acids. The record is from RefSeq and is a predicted model, not a curated record.
UGACUAGUGGAUUCAAGCUUAAGGCCUCAGUAUCUCUGUACAUCUCACCUGGACGUCCACCAGACAACAAGACCAAUUGGCUUUGGACUAUCCUUUGAGCAGGACAUCCACUUAGAGAGAUCAAUCGAUACUCUUCCAUACCGUCUCCAAAUUCUGUUCUAGAGUUACUGUUUGAGACCAAUCAGUUUUUGUUCAUUUUAAUUUCUUGCUAAAAACAUUGGUUUUUCUACAUAAACACAGCUUGCCAUAUAUCCGACCUACUUGUCAAGAAAUAACUCAAACAUACACAUCGUAAUUUAUGGAGAUACAUAAACAUUACCCCCUCCUUUCAAUACAACACAACAAAACUUAAAGUCCUAAUAUUUUAAUGUCAUCUUCGUCAUAUCCUAACAACGAGUUUCAUUAUUCGACAUUGGAUCCACAAACUCCUGUUGAAAUUGAAGAGUACUCUGACUUGUAUGAUGAUUACUUAAACUCUCCAGAAUCUCAGAGGGCGGCAACAAUGAAUUCGGGUGCUGCAGUUUAUGAACAAUCAGUCGCCCCUUCUUAUGAGAAUCUGGCAAAUAUUAUACCUUCCAGCUUGAACAAUAGAAACGAUGCUUUUGUUUCUGAUGACUCCUUAGAUUCUUCUUUCGGCACAAAUGAUGUAGCUUUCAGAACUCCUCAAUUUUCAAAUACAAGUCGAUUUGGAUCGCCACGUACUCCGAAAAUAAACACUUUAGGAGCACCAAGAAACAUUGAUACAUAUGUUCAGUAUUCUGACAGUUCAGAUAACAAUGGUUCUCUUCCUUCUUUGAUUCCAAUUCCAAUUUUAACUGACUCUGAUCAGCCGGGGAGUCAGCUGGGUACUCAGCACAGACAUGUUACCGACAUUGGUCAUGACGCAUAUAACCAAUCUACUAGCUCUGUGGACGAAAUAAGAGAUGGAAAUUUUGCCAGUCAAGGUGGAAUGAAAACAACUUAUUAUAACAACGGAUACUCCGGUGUCAAUGGUUUGAGCUCAAAUCAAACUCAACAUGCAGGUGAGGACGAUGAUUCGUUAGAGGACGAAGAAGAAGACGAAACAGAGGAAGAAGAAGACGAAGAUGAUUAUGAAGAAGAUGGGGAAGAAGAUCAAGAAGAAGAAGGAGAAGAAGCACUUGAUGAAAGCUACGGGGACUACGAUGAUGCUGAAGUUGAUAAAUUGCGAAUGCUGCAAAGGCAAAAGAACCAGGGGCUUUAUUCUUCUUACGACCCUGCGAAUGAGUCUCUGAAUUGGCAAAAUAAAAAUGACGCUACAAUCAUUACCAAAUCUUUAGGUGCACCACCUAAAGCUAUCAGAAAAGGUAUCAAAGACUUUCAAUUGGGGAAAGAAUUAGGAGAAGGUUCCUAUAGUACCGUCGUUCUGGCAACUGACAUUAAGACGAAAAAGAAGUACGCUAUAAAGAUUCUCAAUAAGAGACAUAUAAUCAAGGAGAAGAAAGUAAAAUAUGUCAACAUAGAAAAAAAUGCAUUGAAUAGAUUGGGAAAAAGAAACGGGAUAAUCGCUCUACACUUUACUUUCCAAGACUCCCAAAGCUUGUACUUUGUAUUAGAUUUCGCCGAAAAUGGUGAACUUUUAACAUUGAUAAAAAAGUUUGGUACGAUGAAUGAACAUUGUACCAAACAUUAUGCUGUCCAAUUGAUUGAUGGUAUAAGUUUUAUGCACAAAAACGGUGUGGUACACCGUGACUUGAAGCCGGAAAACAUUUUGUUGAACAAAGACAUGAAGCUUGAAAUUACAGAUUUCGGAACAGCGAAGUUGCUGGAUAAGGAUGAUUCAGGUAAUUAUCCGAGAGAUAUCAGAGCAAACUCCUUUGUGGGUACUGCUGAAUAUGUAUCUCCUGAGCUAUUGAAUGAUAAAUAUUGUGGAAAAGCUGCUGAUAUAUGGGCUCUGGGUUGUAUUAUAUAUCAGAUGAUUGCCGGUAAACCUCCUUUUAAGGCAACAAAUGAAUAUCUUACGUUCCAAAAAAUUCAAAAAUUGCAAUAUGCAUUUACAGCUGGUUUUCCUAUCGUAAUUAGGGAUUUGAUCAAAAGGGUAUUGGUCAUUAAACCAAGAGAAAGACUCACUAUACCAGACAUAAAGCAACAUCUGUGGUUCAAGGAUAUCAACUGGAGCGAUGAAAAGCAAAUAUGGGAUACAUUUCCGCCAGAGUUAGGGCCUUAUAAGAUUUCAGCUAAGGCUAUGAAACCAAGACCAGAGUUGGACUCGCAAUAUCCAAAUGGAUCAUCGACAUCUAUUCAAAACAUGAAAAAGUCUAAAAGUACGAAUUAUGUUAAUAUGCAGUCGAAUUCAAUCAUUCAAUCCAAGCCAGGAACUGUCACCAAACUGACACAGCGUUCCGUUUCAGCAGCAUCUGCUCCUGUUCUUGUGAGCAACGCUAAAACAACUCCACAACAGUCCCAGUCACCUAUGGUACGUACGAAAUCAAAGAGAAAGAAGUCAGCAAGCAGCGCAGCUGCAGUGGCUUUAUAUGGUAAUAGCCGAAAAGCUUCUUCAAGCACCAUUGCGUCAACUUCUACGACCGCAACUACAGGAUCACCGUUGCAACCAUCAUCGAUGGCGCAUCCUCAGGGCCAUAAUCUCAUUUUGCAACCUUCAAGUAGUGAGUUACAACAAAUUACCGCUGAUCGCAUUAUGAAAUCAAGACAGCAUCAAGUCAAAGAAAAGCCCUCCAGGUCCCAUCUAAAAAAGGUGAGUACACCACCAUUCGAUGUUAUACCUGGCACGAAUAUACCUAGACCCGUUUUAAACACGAAAGUCCCAUCUUCGAGAUCUAACACUGCUACACGUUCGAGAAAUAAUUCUUCUUUACAAACCGGUAAACAAAGUAAAGUGCCUCAGAUGUCGGUUUUAGAUAUGAAGUGGGUUCAGUUCCUCAAACAUCACGAGGAAAGAAUCAUGAAAGUUGGUGUUGUAGACGCAAUUCGGGAAAAAACUUCACUCUUUGAGAAGAAAUAUCGAGGCGUAAUGAUUGAAUCUCCCCUUGGCUACAAGAACAAGGAUAAUAUCAAUCAACCUUCAAUCUUUUCAAGCAAUGACACUGACUCAAUUAGGCUGUUGGAUUCAGCAACUCUUGCUUCUGAUUUAGGUGAAAAUGCAGAUGAAGAAGCGGAUGACACCGAUCCCGAAAACGAAUCUUCUGCAACUAAGUUCAGAAAGUUUUUUACUGUCAAACAGACUCCUGCCCCACAAGUUGAAAAUAAAUUCGCCACACGUACAAUGCUUGUCACAACUUUUGGGCGUGUGUUACUGUUCCAGGAGAAUUAUGGUGUGGAUAACAAGAUGAAGUAUGAGAUGACCACUGAAGUUGACCUAACCAACUCUCUAGUUCACUUCGUUGAAGUUGUUGUGGAACGUAAAAACAAGCCAAGCAAGGGGUUGUUUGCCAUAAUGUCAAACGGCUUGACUAUCUGUUUUGAGGUUGACAAGACAGAAAUAACACAAUGGACGCAGUGUCUCGCAAGUUCAAGGAUGAUAGAAAAAGAACGCCGCUUGAAAGAAUACCUCAAUUCCCCAGCGGGGGAUACUGCUUUGAUAUACGGAGAGGAAACUGCUUAUGCGGCGGCAAACUUGGCGUCCGUCAAGAAAACUAUUUCGGACACUACAACUGGCAGUGUAUCUGCGGGCAAAAACACAAGUUCACCAUCAUUCCCUAGUACUUUACGCACUCCAAAUGAAGACACUAGCAAUCACCACCAGUCACCUAAUGGCGCCAAGAAAGCUGCUCCCAAACCGAAAACUGUCCCCAGCAGAGAACCACCCAAGUCCAAGAAGACAAUUGGAAAAGGUCCAAUGAUCAGUGCUGCUAUCAACAAGGCUGUUUCGAUGGCAAGUGUGAAUGCUGCGGUUGGAGUACGUGAAAGUGACAGGAAUAGUGGGGAUAGAAAUGGUGGUGACAGCAAGAAAAUUACACAGGUGAACUCUAAGUUUCUGGCACGAAGUAGACUGAAGUAGUCUAGCUUGUAUUGUGUAGAUGUAUUUGCAUUUAUAAAAAAAUUCUCCCUUCACUGAGGGAAAAGUGAAGUAUAAAUGGAUUAUUACUUACUCGUCCGACCUGUUGGAUAUAUAUAUUCAUGAUACCUUAUCUAUAUUCGGUCAAGCC